Stomoxys calcitrans (stable fly) is the source of this 8662-nucleotide messenger RNA. RefSeq names its product rho GTPase-activating protein 100F (gene RhoGAP100F). NCBI's taxonomy places the organism in Eukaryota, Metazoa, Arthropoda, Insecta, Diptera, Muscidae. Gene Ontology annotation, molecular function: protein binding. The transcript has 13 exons. The record is from RefSeq and is a predicted model, not a curated record. The coding region runs from base 1833 to 7490 and encodes 1885 amino acids. Gene Ontology annotation, biological process: signal transduction.
UCGCAUUUGUAUAAAAGUGAUUGGUAUACUCGGAGAAGUAGGGUGUUAUUUAGUUGCAGUAGUUCCGUUCCGUUUCAGCUCAGCUCAACUUUUGCUUGCAGGGCAAUAACAUCCCAAAAUGUAUUUUAAAUUUUUAAAUUGCUUUUUGCCAACCCACUGUGCACUGUCCCUGGCUUCGUCAUCACUACUACAAUCCGCCUUUCUUCAACAUUGCCGUCAUCAUCGUACUAGUCGUCAUCCGUGUAGUCAUCGUAGUCGUUGUUGUUGUCGUCGUCGUCGUCUUUCUCGUCCUCCUCGUUUGUGUGUAAAGUGAAAUGACAAAAAAAGUAUUUUGUAGCAUCGACGAAACAAUAACCAAAAAGCAAAACGGAAAAAAUGAUUUACACAAGAAAAGUGUUGUAAGACGAGCAGCCGCGUGAGAGCGCUAAACUCAGGACGAGAAACUGGGAAAGAGAGUGUGAGAGUGUAAGAGAGAAUGAGAGUAGCAAACUAAAAAAUCGAUGGAUACUCCAACCGUUGGUCACACAAAAUUUUCUUGUUCCCUUCGCACAACAACCCAAUUUACUAAAAUAAAAUAAAAAUUUUAAAAAUUUUCUUUACAGUUAAUAGAAAUAUUAAUAGAAAUACUUUGCUGCAUAGCAAAGAGCAUAGAAAUCAAAAUGUAAUGGCUUUAAUCGAGAAGAAAAAGAUAUAUAACUGUGAAAUAUUAUUUAAAAAAAUCCCAAAUAAUAGUUUAAGUGAUACCUACCAAACUACCAACACAAGAGAUAAAAAAACAAGUAAAAAAGCAAAAAAAUCGGGUUUCUUAGCAAAAAAUUAAUAAUACAUACAUACAAAUGGAAUACAAGUUAAACAAAUAACCAAGAAGCAAUGCGUUUAUUGACCACCGAAAUAUAACAACGAGGCUCAUUUUUCCCCCAAAAAAAAGUUCAUUUUUACCAAACGAAAGGAAAAAAAACAUACAUCAGAAAGCAAAUUUAACCAAACAAAGAAAAUUAACAAUAACGUUUCUCUCACUGUCGUUCCAUCCCCCGCCCCCACAACAUUGCCAUAAAAUCAUCAGCAUUCUGUAAUGUCUCAUUAAAAAAAAAAGAAAAACCUAAAUUAUUUUUUAAAAUCCUGUGAAAUUUCUGUGUGUACUUAGAGCGAAUGAAACUCCAGAGCCAAGUUUAUCCCUAAAACAAAAAGAACCACCACAUUACCACGAAUACCACCACUAAAGCCCUCGGCAUAAAAUCAUCACCAAGGCCGCAAUUACAGUUCAUGGAUUAGGAGCAAGCCAAGGAGGAGACGGAGGUGAAAAACAUAAAACAGUAACAGCAACAAAACACAUGUAAUGAAGAAGCCACCACAAUUCGGAUAUACUUCAUCUUCAUCUCAGAUACUCGCAUUGCUAUUGCAAUGCAACGUAAUGUCAACAACGAAUCAGGACAUAACUCACAACAUCUAAAUAUUGCGACUUUACAAUCGAUCAGAUAUCAGAAAUCGUUAAUAAAAAUGAGACACAUUCCCUCACAUUAGCAUCGAUGUGUGUUUGUGGCCAUUGCAUCAUCUGUGACAACGGCUGCUGUGCUCCUACUCAUGUCGCACAUCAUAUGUCCGACACAUACUUCUAAAUGUACUCCGAUCAUCUUCAAUGGAUUAGCAAACUUGCAGUCGCCACCACCACCUCCACUUCCACAACAGCAGCAGCAGCAACAACAACAACAACAACCACACAUAUUGCAUUCACAUACACAUAAGUAUCAUUAAUGCAGCAAUCAAGAUUGUGUACAACCGAAACGUGCCACAAAUACGCCGUGUCGUCGUCAUCACGUUACCAAUACCACUAAAUGCAGUGGAAGAAGAAGUUUACUCGAUUGAAAGCAGCUACAGGACAUUCGCGUGCGCGAAGAAUGCUUUGUUGUGGACGAAGAAAGGAAAAUGGAAGAUCAGUUCCUGAUGUUACGGCAAGCCCGGGCCGUGCGCCGCCCGGACCAUUGCCAUCAAAUCAAAUGCAAACGAUGGUUAAUCAACAGCAACAGCAGCAGCAACAUCAUCAUCAACAGCAACAAUCGCAGCAUCAGCAACAUCAUCAACAAAGGCAGGGCGGUUCCAAGGAGCCGGUGCUGCUGCAAGGGGAUUUCCGCAAAGUAUCAGGCAUCAGUUCAGAAAUAUUUCGACAGAUAGAAGCAGUAGAAAAUGAUCAUGAUCCAAAUACAGCGGCCGCCUUGGAGGCGGUGGAGAGACGGGGUGAGAUGAUAGUACGCAUCUUGGAACCGCACAGUAUUGGUGGUAAACAGGCAGUAGAUGCAGCCCACAAGCUAUUGGCGAAAAAGGAUAAUCGACAUAUUGUGCAGCUGGUGGAAAUCGUUAAAAGACCUGGUCAGACCUUGGGUCUAUAUAUACGAGAGGGUAAUGGGGCCGAUCGUACUGAUGGUGUGUUUAUUUCCCGUAUAGCCAUUGAGUCGGCAGUGUCGAAUAGCGGCUGCCUAAAGGUGGGCGAUGAAAUCUUAGCAGUGAAUUUAGUCGAUGUCACGCACAUGUCCCUGGAUGAUGUUGUGAUAAUAAUGUCAAUUCCUCGGCGGCUUGUGCUGGCCAUACGACAGCGUUGCGGCAAUCGUGGCACAGGCUCUCCGGGACCGCCUUCCAUGUCACGACCCGAGCAGAAACCUCCACCAGUUGUUGUCAUGAAACGAGAUUUGCGAGACGAGGAGCUAGAUGAGACUGAUCACAUGUCAAGGUCCCGUUCAUCACGCGAAAGACGUACAGGUGAUGGCCGAGAGAUGUCCGAGUCGCGUUCCCGACUGGGAUUGGGCUUGAAUAACUACAGUCCGCAAUCGGAACAACUGGAUAUGUACUAUAAUACACGUCCGGGUAUAGAUCCUCCCAAUUGGGGUUACAAGCCACCACCUCCGCCCUCGUCAGUUAUCACGGAACAGCCCAAGGGUCACACUUUUGCACCUUCACAUGCCUACUAUAAGAAUGCUGGCACUCUGGAGAGUCUUGCGGAGAAAGUUCAUUCCUUUUAUCCUGGUGCUCCUCCAUCCCGUCGUUUAUCAGUGGGUAAUGUACCUCAAAGAGCACGUUUCCCACGUUCUGGUUCCGACCAGCAUUUGCCUCGCGUAGAAUAUGCCGAUUACUCGAAUUCAUUGGGUCGCCAUUCACUGCUACGGCCGAGCCUUAAGCCUAGCGGAGGUUCGGUUAUUAUGGGUCCCGGUGGCACACUGGGUCGUUAUGGGCGCUACGAUCCUCACUCACAAGGCAAAUACGGCCCAAGUGGUACUCAGUCUCUGACUAGACGUUCACGACCCAAUUUAGACUAUUCCAGUGAUACCGAGGCCACAGUGGGACCACGGCCCAAUUACUAUUACUACAACAGGCCUGCCAUUGGCAGUAUGCCUCGUGGUGCUGGUGGCGCCGGCACAUCUGUGCUGGGUGGAGGUCCUGAUAUGGCUAAGUUUAACUCACUGCCACGAGACCGUCCCGGGGUGCGUCUACCGGGCAUACGCUCGAGAAUAAGCGAUAGAAUAAUGGAUGAAAACGAUGGAAAUAUCUCUGCCCCCGAAUUUAAUGCUAGGCGAGAUCGUGACUUGAGGUCGCGCAUCACUGCCAGCCCAUCAAUAUUUACCUCGGACGAAUAUCGUGCCUGGUUACGAAGAGCUCCCAGUAGUUCAGCCAUAGCAGAACAGAUGCGAAUGACUCGUGAUCUGCUAAACCAGCCACGAUCUCAUCGUUUCUCUUGCAGUGCGGAGAACAUUCACGAUGCUCUACGAAAUACCGAAAGCAUUUAUUCUAGUCGAACGGGUAUACUGGGUGCUGGUACUUUAGACCGUCAUCUGGGUAUGCCUCGCCCCAUUUCAUCGCUGCCAGUAAGGUCGAUGUCAUCGCAACACAUAGGCGGUCCCAAUUCCAUACGUUCCCCCAGCAUUCGUCGCAUGCGCCAAUUACUGGAGCUGUCCGCUGGUCCCGCCAGUCCCAGUGGUAGUAUUAUGAGCACCGGAGGUCACCAGAGCCCAGCUCCCACCCCUAGUGCUACAUUGCCACGACCUCAUCGGCAGAUCGACAUUAAUCCUGCAGAAUUCAGCAAAUACAAACUAGAUAAGCCCAUAGUGGAUAUAGGCGGCGUAUCGGGCAUGUUGUGGAUUCACCUGUUAGCGGGCCGUGGCCUACGUUCGGCUCCCGAACUGGGACCACAGCACGGUGCAGGGGGACAACAUCUGCCAGCGCCCACACGAGAUCUGUACUGUGUGAUAGAGUGCGAUCGCGUGCACAAGGCCCGCACAGUGGUAAGGUCUGGAGAUUUACAAUUCGAUUGGGAUGAAUCGUUCGAACUGGAUUUGGUGGGCAACAAGCAGCUGGAUGUUUUGGUGUACUCCUGGGAUCCCCAGCACCGCCAUAAGUUAUGCUAUCGCGGAGCCAUUUCCCUAUCCACCGUGUUGCGUCAGUCGCCGUUGCAUCAACUGGCUCUUAAAGUAGAGCCACGUGGUACCAUUUACAUACGCAUGCGCCACACAGAUCCCAUUGCUUUGUACAAGCGGCGAGGAUUGCCCAGCCUUAGAGCUGGUUAUCCCACACUGUUCGGAGCCGAUUUGGAGUCGGUGGUGAAUCGAGAAUCGAAGGGAGCUCCCGGUUCGGCGCCAGUUCCCAUUGUCUUGCGGCGAUGUGUGGAAGAGGUUGAGCGACGCGGUCUUGAUAUAAUCGGAUUGUAUCGACUCUGUGGAUCGGCAACGAAGAAACGUUUGCUAAGAGAGGCAUUCGAGCGCAAUAGUCGUGCCGUGGAAUUGACCCCAGAACAUGUUCCUGACAUCAAUGUCAUCACUGGUGUGCUUAAAGACUAUCUUAGAGAAUUGCCGGAGCCAUUGUUUACAAGAUGUCUCUUCCAGAUGACAGUAGAUGCAUUGGCUGUGUGCCUACCCGAUGAUCCCGAAGGUAAUGCCAAACUGAUGCUUAGCAUUUUGGACUGCCUACCCAGAGCAAAUAGGGCCACUUUGGUAUUUCUACUUGAUCACUUGUCCCUGGUGGUCUCCAAUUCCGAACGCAAUAAGAUGUCUGCUCAAGCCUUGGCCACUGUCAUGGGUCCUCCCCUGAUGCUGCACUCGGCUAGCGCUCAACCAGGUUCCGAUAUCGAUCAUGCCCAGCCCAUUGCCGUACUGAAAUAUCUCUUGCAAAUCUGGCCCCAACCCCAGUCGCAACAUCACCAAAGUGCAGCGGCCGUGGGUGCCGCUGGAAAUCUUAUGGGCAGCAUGACUGUCGGAGGCAGUACCGUGGGCAUGGGCCUGGGUAUGGGUUUGGGUAUGAGUGCUGGCAGUAUGAGCAAUAUGGCGGGAGUUGUUUCAGGUCGGCGCGGCGAGUCAACAGGGCAGCGUGGAAGCAAAGUCAAUGCGUUGCAAGUGGACAGGCAGGCGUUUCUCAUGCAACAACAGCAGCAGCUCAUGGCGGCGGGCAAUCUACUACGCUCGUCCACUUCGGUAACCAACAUACUUUCUCAAGGCCCACAUCCGCUCUCAGCCACAGUCAACAGUCAUCUGUAUCAAUCAGUAGUGGGUCAGUUAGCUCAAUCGCAUCGAGCCUUGCAACAAGCGGUGCAACAGCCCCAUCCAUUGGUGGACUCAGUGGUCUCGGCAAUUCCCGACCCAUCGCCACUGCCCAUUCCAGGCACACCCUCCCCCGGCAGUAGUUCAGCAUCCACGGCAUCGGGAUCCGGAUCGGGCAAAAGUACGGAUACAAUAAAACGGGGCAUUUCACCGGCAUCGGUAAAACAUGUUAAUAUCCAAGAGUCCGUCAGUUCGUAUUCACUCAGUCAGAAAAAGUCCGAUAGGGAGAAUGCCCUUGAUGCGCAUUCGAACAGUCACAAUCAUCACAACCAUCACCAAAGCCACAAUCAUCACAGUAGCAUUAACAUCAGCAACAACAAUAACAAUAACAACACCAAUCAACACCACCAACAACAGCAAAGUUAUGCAACAACAGCAUUAUCAGCAUCGGCAUCAUCUGGCACAUCCGGCACAGCUGCGCAUGCGGCAAGCACAACCCGUAAAGGUGUUGAUUUUUACGAACCGCACAAAUCUCAGACCAAGAGCGACGAUGACAAUAAUGGUGUGGUGAGCAGCAGCAGCGGUGGCGGCGGCGUCGUCGGAAGUAGCAGCAAAUAUGGGGAUUCGGCAUAUAAAUUACGGAGUGCUUAUGCAUCAUCCGGUGGCUCCUCGACCAUGGACCACAAAGCCCACUCAUCGGCCCUAUCCACCGAGGAGUAUAAGGCCAUGCGCAAUAAAUCCAGUGCAACAUCUUCUUCAUCAUCAUCGCAGGCCACAGUAUUGAGUGCUGGCUCGGCGGGCACCUCGGCCACCACCACUUCUUCGGAUGACUCCGAUGAUUUGGUUUCAUACAAGUCAUCUGCUUCCACAAAUGCCUUGUUGGCCCAGUCUCAGGCUAUGACUACCACCCAGCUGAUGUCCAAGUAUUUGAAGCGCGAGCCUCGAGUGCAAUUCACUCCCAUUAAAUCGCCCGACUCACCCUCUCCCCCCGGUGGCAGUAGUCUUCCCAGAGGUACGUAUCACCUGACCAACAGCAGCAGAAACAUCCAUGGUGAUCUAGGCGGAAGCAGCAGCAACAUCACGACAUCGGGAGGAGUGGGCGGCAAAUAUACUUUGGACAAGUCUGUCGAGAAGGCGGCAUCACCAUCCAAGCCCUCGCUGUCCAGUCUCAAGGAACCAGCAACGUCAUCAGCGUUAGCAAUAUCGCCAGGAUCCUCAUCGACUGUUUCGUCCGGCCGUCGUCUCUUCGACAGCCUGGCCUCCGAAACCUCUGAGACGUCGACGACGGGUCGUUCGAGGACAGCUACAUCCACCACAUCAUACAAUAAUGACAUUAGACACUCGGUAGCAAGUAGUAGUACUCAUAUUAGUAAUAAGUCAACAACAAGCUCAGAACAUCGUUCGUUUGGUAGCAGUUUAUUUAGCAGCACUGAACGCACCAGUGCCCCCUAUUCGAGCAACGGCUCAAAUGGUUCGGCCCACUAUGGCACACUGCCAAAGCAAAGCAUCUCUGGGGCGACCCUCUUCAAUACAGCGUCGUCCUCGGCAGCCGCUUCGGGGGCGACGGCAUCGUCCACUGCUUCUGGCACUGCUAGCAGCAGUGGCGUCAGUUCGAUGUCUGGGUCGACCAGCAGUUAUGAUUUCUAUACCAAUAAUUCCUCCACGGGUUAUUCAGGUUCUAGUGUGUAUGCCACUACUUCCAGGCCCUAUGCGAAUGGCACCUCCAGUGGCAGCACAGCAACUACAGCCACUUCCGGUGCUGGCAACUAUCAUACGCUAGGGACAUAUCGUGUCCAAUAUGCCGCCACAAAUCCAUUUUUAGACGCAUUUGAUGCACCCAGCGAAAGCAUCACCAGAAGUGGCAGUAGUUCGACCAGCAGUAGUGAACAUCGCUCAUCUGCCAUGGCUGCAUUCCACUCUUCCAGUGGAGGUGAAUCCAAAAAUGGCAGUGAUGAAUAUGAUGAUCUUAAAUAAAGACAACUAAGACAACAACAACGACGGCAUUUACAAUCGGUUCCUUGUCAUAACACAUACACAAACAGCACGACGACACAAUUUAAUCCAUCAAUCAAUCAGUCUAGUAAUCAAUGUGUUUAAUAGUCAUUCAUUGAUCAUAUUAAAAUUCGUUUCAUUCAUCAACUCUUACAUUGUACCACACUAUCAUCAAUAGCAAACGUUGUUUUGAGAAGUUUAUAUUAGAAACAAACGGAAGAUGGCAAUAUGAAGGGGACACAUUAUUCAAGCUACAUAUUCAGUAUACACAGAAGUAAGUCUUUAGCAUAAAGGAAGCUGGCAUUACUAUUUGGUUAACAGUUACUUGAUUGAAUAUCACGAAAAUUUAAAAAAAUUUGUGGUAUGUUCUGUAAUGAAGACUGAUCUUUACGAUUUUCGCCUAAACAUUCUGCAAGUAUCAUUAAUAAAUGCAGGACCACAAAAGCGGACUAUGUAAUGUAGACUUUCCGUCGAAUUUAUUUAUGCGCAUAGAGUUUUAAAUGAGUAACCGGUAAGUUCAUAGCCGACUCUGUACUAUUGUUUUAUCCAUACUCGUCUGUGUUGGAAAGACAUGCAAAUUCACUCAUCUUAGCCACUUAGUUCCAAUAAUAUUGUCUCUCGGCUCUGUAAAAUGGUCCCAAAAUAAAAUUGGCCCUAUAAAAGUGUAUUAUAGCUUCAAACACGCAAGUUUCAUUUCAUUUUAAGGGAAAGAAAAGCUCAAUAUGGAAUUCAAAUGAAAUUCAGGUUAGGUCAUGUUUAUUUGGCGGAGGAUUUUGCCAAGACCUUGGUCCUAUAGACAUUCACGUUUGCUAGAAUAAGACCCUCUGUGAAUCAGCAAUUUCACUAUUCUCGUUUCAUCAAAGUUUUUUAAUAAAAAGAAGGAUCUAAGGACCUUUCUUAAAAGAUAUUGUCAUACCUUGAAAUAUUUGUCAAAACAUUUUUAAAAUGAAACAAGCAAAAAGACAUAAAGUUCGGCCGGGGCGAGCUUUGCAUAACCACCAUCUCAGGUAUAUACAUAUAUUAACAAAGUCCAGUUUAAAUGUAGCAUUUAUGAACCCGUAACAACUACAAUAUAUCAAAAUAUGGUCCGAUAUAUGUCAAACCCAUCACGAAUAUCUCUAAAUUUUAAAUUGCCCUUGUGUGGGUUCAAGAAG